Moneuplotes crassus is the source of this 386-nucleotide messenger RNA. The record is from the annotation of a GenBank genome assembly. Lineage: Eukaryota; Ciliophora; Spirotrichea; Euplotida; Euplotidae.
UUUAGUUUUAUAAAAAUAAGAAUUUUUAGAAAGAUGAACAUCAAGCAUAACACUGACAUUGCCUUGAAGAAGUCUCUUAUCGAGAAGAAGUUGGAAGAGAGUGGCGAAAAAGCCAGACUCGAAGAACAUUUGAGACAAAAAUUGAUCGAAAGUGGGUGGAAAGACCAACUGAAAGAGUCUUGCAUGGAACUUAUCAGAAACAAAGGACUUGAGAAGAUCAACCUUGAUGAUCUUGUUGAAGAGCUUCUUCCAAAGGGAAGAUCCCUUGUCAAAACCGAAAUUAAGGAGGAUCUUCUUGGAAGAAUUAAGAGCUAUCUAGAGUCUGAUCCAGACUACAGAAGAAUCACUGGGUUCUAGACUUUCAGCAAUUCAUAGUCUUUCAAUUU